This is a messenger RNA of Perkinsus marinus ATCC 50983, 435 nucleotides long. RefSeq lists its product as hypothetical. The transcript has a single exon. The record is from RefSeq and is a predicted model, not a curated record. NCBI's taxonomy places the organism in Eukaryota, Perkinsozoa, Perkinsida, Perkinsidae. The coding region runs from base 1 to 435 and encodes 144 amino acids.
AUGUCCGGUCUUGGUCUGUCGUCUCGACUUGCCUUGAGUGGGGUUAUCCGCCCAAUCGCGUGUAUUGCUUUCCAAGGACGCCUUUCUGAUGCCGCUUUCGGUCGUGACGGUACUAGCCGAGCACGUUUCCUCCUCGAAUCUGCUCUAACUGAACUCCUUUCCAUUGUCAUCGAAGGCAGGUGUCCCAACUACAACCUCACUACUCCAUGCGACCGAUGCCCGGAUAUUGAACAAGCCCUAAGCCGAUUUACUGGCUUCAUUGCUCCUCCACCCCAACUUGUCACCUCUAAAGGAGGCAAAGGCAAAGGUGGCAAAGGCACUAGAUUCCCUUCCGAUUCAGUGCCAGCUAACAGUCACAUUCAAGGUCCCACAACCUCCAGCACUGGUAUCGACAACCCGGUCAAGUCUGAUCCUCAACAUCACUCCUUCUCCUAG